GGCCGCCGGACUCGGAUGACUUUGCGUUCUUCCACGAGGGCAGCCAGGGAUGCCUGGGGGCGCGGGCUCACUCCCUGGUCCUGUCCACGUCCUGUCAGGAGGCCAGCCAGCGCUGGAAGUGGGUCACCCGGGGCCGCCUCUUCAACCUGGGCUCCUCGCUCGUUUACACCUGUGACCGCGAGCCCCCCAAGGUGCGCUGGACCUGGCGAUGUGGCCAAGUGCUGGAAAACCUCAAUAACUACCUGCCGUGGCCCUCGUUUUGGAACGCCUCCACGGCCUCGGCGCCGUCCAAGUGGUCUCUGCACGGCGGUGUGCAGGACUUGUGCGCCAAAACAUACCGCGAGAUCUACACCAUCCAGGGCAACGCUCAAGGCAGCCCCUGCUACCUUCCCUUCCUGUACGAUGGACAGUGGUUCCACAGCUGCACCAGCAUCGGCCGCGAGGACGGCCACUUGUGGUGCGCCACCACAUACGACUACGCUGCAGACGAGCGUUGGGGCUUCUGUCCCGUCAUGAGCGGCGGCUGCGAGACAUUCUGGGACAAGGACCCCCUGACAGACAGCUGCUACCAGUUUAACUUCCAGGCCACGUUGUCGUGGAACGAGGCCCGCAUUAGCUGCCAGCAGCAGGGGGCCGACCUUCUCAGCAUCACCAAGCUGCACGAGCAGACCUACAUCAACGGCUUUUUGACAGGCUACAGUGCCGCCUUGUGGCUCGGCCUCAAUGACCUGGACAUCAACGGCGGCUGGCAGUGGGCUGACUCCUCGCCGCUCAAAUAUAUCAACUGGGAACCAGAACAACCAAACCACGAAGACGAGGAGAACUGCGUGGUGAUCAGGACAGAGUCGUCGGGUCGUUGGCAAAAUCGCGACUGUUCCGACGCCCUUCCGUACGUGUGCAAGAAGAGGCCCAACGCCACCCUGGACCCUUUCACCACUGACUCGUGGGCCGACGACGAGAAGUACGAGUGCGACGUGGGCUGGCAGGCCUUCCAGGCGGGCUGCUACAAGAUGACCGCGGAGAAGAGCGACUGGGAGGCGGCGCUCAAGACGUGCCAGAAGUUGGAGGGCAACCUGGCCAGCAUCCACACGCUGCCCGAGUUGGAGUUCAUCUUGCGCAACAUCAAGAAAGACACGGAGCAGCUGUGGAUCGGCCUCCACGACACGGCCAUGCAGAUGGACUUCCAGUGGAGCGACCACACGCCUGUCAUCUUCACCCACUGGCACCCCUUUGAACCCAACAACUUCCGCAACACCCAGGAGGACUGUGUCUCCAUGUGGGGAGUUUCGGGUCGCUGGGACGACAGCCCAUGUAACAUAACGCUGCCCGCCAUCUGCAAGAAGGCCGCCACGAAGAGUGACGGCAAACCUCGACUGCAAGACUGCAAACAAGUAAUGUACCUUUUCUUUUUUUUUUCUCAAUAAACUUUGAC
Messenger RNA from Entelurus aequoreus (snake pipefish), 1432 nucleotides. Its product is annotated as C-type mannose receptor 2-like. The transcript has 9 exons. Gene Ontology annotation, molecular function: signaling receptor activity. The record is from RefSeq and is a predicted model, not a curated record. The annotation marks the transcript as partial. Lineage: Eukaryota; Metazoa; Chordata; Actinopteri; Syngnathiformes; Syngnathidae.